AUGAUGAACAUGAUAUCCCUCCUCCUCCUCCCCCUACUCGCGGCCUUGCCCAAAGUAUGGGCCGGCGCUAAUGGACAAGAUAUGAACAUCACUUUUGCCUUUUUUCCAACUGAUCAGGGUGAUGCCUGCAGCUCCUACGACAUAAGCAAAGCCAUUACCCUUACCACCGAGUCAAUACCGGUAUUACAAUACACGUGCUUCAACAUGAGCGACAUCUUCUCCCAGAACAAGAGCACAGGCUUCCAACGCCUGCAAAUCAAGAGCAAUAGGAAAAAACUCCCUGGGGGUGUCUACUGGUCGAUACAGAACCAAGAGCUUUACGACCCAAAUGCGAACUACACUUGGACCUGGCUCAAGAUGGGUUCCGCCCAGCUCUCAAGCCAGGAUCCCCUGGGGCCCCAGUUGAGUCAGUGGAUCUUUUACCAGUACACGCUUGCCGAUUGCGAGCAGAUCCGGCCGGGCGAUGACGAAGGAGACGCCACGCCCUGGUCCAUGACGGACUGCGGGACGCCCGACGAGGGCUUGUGCAUGUCGACAUCGCGUCCUAUAAGGAGCUUUGCCAUCAACAGCUUGGGGGACCAGGCUCGGAGGGAGGGAGGCUGCUGGGGGUGGGAGACGUUUGGGAAUGCUGCUGCCACGAGUAGCAGGGUGGGCAGUCUGCUCGGGGCUGUAGCCGCCGCUGUGCUGGUGGCAUUGGAAUUGUUGGAUUACCAGGAUGACUGUGACUUUGUAUCUCGACCGUUUGACCUUUGUGACUCUGAGUAUAUCAGCCACUUGCCCUGGGUAGGCAAUGGUUCUUUUGCCCAAGAACGGAUAACAAGUUUGGGUUUAUCAAAGGAGCCAGAAGACGGCUUUCGAUGCUCGUUGAACACCUAUCUGAUCCAGGGCAAUUUGGAAUGA
Molecule: messenger RNA, 900 nt
Organism: Trichoderma reesei QM6a
Lineage: Eukaryota; Fungi; Ascomycota; Sordariomycetes; Hypocreales; Hypocreaceae
Exons: 4
Coding region: 1-900 (299 amino acids)
Source: RefSeq, a predicted model, not a curated record